CUUCUUUCUCUUUUACAAAGGAUAUAUAACAAACAUGCCAUAACCAACCUCGCUUGUCCCAAACAACACUUCAAUCAUUGAUAGAAGUUAAACACAGAGUACCCUUUUCAUAACUUCCAUCUUCUUUCUCUUUAAAACUCUUCUCUGCAACCUUUUUCUGCAUAACUUUUCCUCAGCCUCCACCUUCAUCUAUUUAUCACCAGCCAUUGAAACCCAACAUUCAAAAGAAGAACUAAUCCAUGGCAGGUGGAGGUGGAGGAAGAAACUUGGAGGAAACACCCACAUGGGCCGUCUCCACUGUCUGUUUUGUUUUGAUCUUAAUAUCUAUAAUCAUCGAACAUAUCAUCCACCUCAUCGGAAAGUGGUUGAAGAAGAAGCACAAAAGAGCGCUGUACGAGUCACUGGAAAAGAUCAAAUCAGAGCUUAUGUUGCUGGGGUUCUUAUCGUUGCUUUUAACGGUGGGACAAGGUCUGAUAUCAAGAAUAUGUAUAUCAGAGAAAGUUGCAUCAACAUGGCACCCUUGUAGCCACGAAAACACAGACACUACUGAAGAGUCUGAACAGGGAACCAACAGCCGCAGGUUGUUAGCGGCGUUCCAUGGUUCAAACGAGGUAACUUCACGCCGUGUUUUGGCUGGAGGAGGAAGCGACAAGUGUGGCGAGGGUAAAGUGCCGUUUGUGUCAUCCGAUGGCAUCCAUCAACUCCAUAUAUUUAUCUUUGUGCUAACUGUUUUUCAUGUUUCUUACUGCAUUACCACCAUGGCUCUAGGAAGAGCAAAGAUGAAGAGAUGGAAAAGAUGGGAGGAGGAAACCAAGACACCAGAGUACCAAUUUUCACAUGAUCCUGAACGAUUUAGAUUUGCUAGAGAAACAUCGUUUGGAAGAAGGCAUUUGAGUUUCUGGACCAAAAACCCUGUCCUUAUGUGGAUUGUUUGUUUCUUUAGGCAAUUUGUGAGAUCAGUACCUAAAGUGGAUUACUUGACCUUAAGACAUGGAUUUAUCAUGGCACAUUUGGCUCCUCAAAGUCACUCCAAAUUUGAUUUUCGGAAAUACAUAAAACGAUCACUGGACGAGGAUUUCAAAGUGGUUGUCGGAAUCAGUCCUCCAUUCUGGUUCUUCGCGGUGCUGUUUCUUCUCUUGAACACUCAUGGCUCGUACUCUUAUCUGUGGCUGCCAUUUAUUCCUUUGAUCAUCAUUCUGUUAGUUGGAACCAAGUUGCAAGUGAUCAUAACUGAGAUGGGUCUGAGAAUUCAACAAAGAGGAGAGAUUCUAAAGGGAGUGCCAUUGGUACAACCAGGGGAUUAUUUGUUCUGGUUUAACCGACCUGCUCUUAUUCUUUACCUUAUUAACUUUGUGCUCUUUCAGAAUGCUUUUCAGCUGGCUUUCUUCUCAUGGUCUGUGCUUCAAUUUGGGAUUAAGUCUUGUUUCCACGCACAUACUGAGGAUGUAGUGAUCAGAAUCUCAAUGGGGGUCCUUAUUCAAAUCCUGUGCAGCUACGUCACUCUUCCUCUAUAUGCUCUGGUGACACAGAUGGGUUCAACGAUGAAGCCAACGAUAUUCAACGAAAGAGUUGCGGAGGCACUGCGGAAGUGGCACCAGACAGCGAAGAAGCAAAUAAGACAGAACCGUGUGGGAUCCUUGUCGUUGUCGGGGACACCCAUGUCGAGCAGACCCACGACCCCGAGCCACCACAUGUCUCCAAUGCACCUCUUGCGCUACUACCGUUCUGAAAUAGACAGCUUCCCCGCCUCUCCACGGCGUUCGAACUUCGACGGCGACCACACUCAGCCCUGGGAAAUCGAUUCCCCUUCUCCUUCGUACUCGCAGCACGAAGUGGAAAUGGGUCCCACCAAUGACCCCAAUACUAACACAAGCCAACAUGAAAUUGUUACGAUUGCACACACCAAGGAAUUUUCCUUUGAUAAUAGACCUACCACUGCCACGUAGUCACCCACCACCGUAUUCAUUCAUUCAAGGUGUUGCGUCUGUGUAAAUUCAAACAUUAUGUAUGUAACUCUAUCUUCUUAUGCCAUUCCUUUGGCAUCAUCGUAUAUAAAAAGAUGCGUGCAUGACACGUUGUAAUCGUCUUCUGUAACGAAUUCAUUAUCACUAUGAUGUAAUUAAGAAGUAUCAUUAAUUAGUUAAACAUAGCCACGGUGAUUCCAUUCUCGACGGCAUUAUAUAUAUGGUUGAUCUGGCUACAUCAUA
Messenger RNA from Vigna radiata var. radiata (mung bean), 2207 nucleotides. Its product is annotated as MLO-like protein 6. The record is from RefSeq and is a predicted model, not a curated record. Gene Ontology annotation, cellular component: membrane. Lineage: Eukaryota; Viridiplantae; Streptophyta; Magnoliopsida; Fabales; Fabaceae. Gene Ontology annotation, biological process: defense response. The transcript has 15 exons. Bases 240 to 1946 code for a protein of 568 amino acids.